CCAGCUCUCGCCUGCGUCCACUCCAAGACCAUUGGGAAAUCCCAACCAAUCUGAAGAAGCUACCAAGUCGUUCUUCUCAUAGAAGGCCCCGCUUUAAUUAUUAUUAUUAUUUUUAUUAAUCCCCCAACUAGAUAUUAUAUAUACAACAGAAGGGCCGAAUCGUCUCGGUUCGGACGUUUCGAGAUGGGUUAUCUGUUCUCUUUUGAUCCUCCUAAUCCGAGGCGAUAAAAACCUUUCUUACACUCCACGAAGUCCUUCCAUUUUGAAACGAUCCUUGUCCCAAGGUUCGUCCUAACCGGAUGUUGCCUUGGAUUUUGUUUCGUUUUCUAGUUGGAUUCUUCUUCGAUGCCUAGUCGUCUCAAAAGUUUAUUUUUUUCAUUUUCUUCAGAGGGAUUUGUGAGGUUUUUUGGUUAAGAAGACUUUGGAGUUGGACGAAGCUGGGUUGUGUUUCUUUGGAGAUAUAGCAAUGUCAGGUGGGACGCCGGUGGGCACUGUGCGGCAGAGAUGCAAUCAGGGUUAUGCGUCGAGCGGGGAUGAUCUUGAAGACGAUGCUUGUUCGAGGCUGACCAUCUCGUCAUCUUCGUCAUUGCUGGUGGUGCGCCGGACGCAGAGUUGGGUUGAUGUUUUGGAGAAUAUAAUUUGGUUGGUUUCUGCUACAUUCAUAUUUUACUAUGGCGAUCGCCGUCGGAAUUUCCUGCGCGUAUUGUGGUCGGAUUUAAGGAUUAACAGGAAGGCUCUUCAUCUUGGUCUAGUUGUUAUUGUUAUGGAUAUAUGCCUGAUUAUGUAUGCUGUUCUUCAGGCAAAGGUUUCAAAAAAACCAUAUGAUAAAAAUGAAGCAUUACGGGCAAUCGCGCCACUUGUUAUUUUGCUUGGACUUGCCUCAUUCUGCUUGUUAUCAUAUGGUUUGUGGCCUAUUUGGGGCUUGUUGACUAUACCACUUUUGUUUACACUAUUGAUGGCUUCCAUGGUUGUAUUAACAUAUCUGCUGUUUGGAAGACAACGAUCUCAAUCUGCUACAACUCGGACUGAUUGAAAUUGGAGGUUCUCAUAUGGCAUGCAACUUUUAGUCAUGAAGAUGCUGCAAACACUGACCCUAUUUUGGAGAUUUUGAUCUGUCAUACAUUUCUCAGUGCUGACUGCUCAAAAUUUUUUGGUAUUCAUUCAGAUUAGAUGAAAGAAGUUUAGUUAAUGGCCUAGUACUAUUACCCUUUAUAGAAGUAGAAAUUUCUGUUAUUCUUGCUGGCUCAUCACAGUUGUAAAUAAAUCUUUAAAACAAAUAGGUCUGAUUAGAAGAGUUCAGCUGCCUACAAGUUCUGAUUAGAAGAGUUAAGAUGGUGCAGUUUGAUAAACAAAAUAUGAUUUUUUUUCUUUCCUUUUUAGCUGGUUAGUUUGGCAUAGAACUUCCUAAAUUCAUUUCCUUCUUUCAUUUCGAAGGGUUGUAAAUAUUAUAGUUUAGAUUCUUGCUAGUUUCGUUUGUACCACAAAUAAUUUGGGAAGUUGUUGGCUUGGUGCAAAAAGGUUCAUAAUCUGUCACAUUUCUAACUUGUCUUA
Messenger RNA from Dendrobium catenatum, 1551 nucleotides. RefSeq lists its product as uncharacterized. The record is from RefSeq and is a predicted model, not a curated record. The transcript is spliced from 4 exons. NCBI's taxonomy places the organism in Eukaryota, Viridiplantae, Streptophyta, Magnoliopsida, Asparagales, Orchidaceae. The coding region runs from base 467 to 1033 and encodes 188 amino acids.